AUGGACACCCCCGGGGUCCCCGCCCCUGCCGCCGCCCGGGGCCCGGGCCCGGGCAGGAAGGAGUUGAAGAUCGUAAUCGUGGGCGACGGCGGCUGCGGCAAGACUUCGCUGCUCAUGGUGUACAGCCAGGGCUCCUUCCCCGAGCACUACGCCCCAUCGGUGUUCGAGAAGUACACGGCUAGCGUGACGGUGGGCAGCAAGGAAGUGAUCCUGAACCUCUAUGACACGGCCGGGCAAGAAGACUAUGACCGGCUGCGGCCCCUGUCCUACCAGAACACGCACCUUGUGCUCAUCUGCUAUGAUGUCAUGAACCCCACCAGCUACGACAACGUCCUUAUCAAGUGGUUCCCUGAGGUCACGCAUUUCUGCCGUGGGACCCCCAUGGUGCUCAUUGGCUGCAAGACAGACCUGAGGAAGGACAAGGAGCAGCUUCGGAAACUCCGGGCCGCCCAGCUGGAGCCCAUCACCUACACACAGGGACUGAGCGCCUGCGAACAGAUCCGUGCUGCCCUUUACCUGGAGUGUUCCGCCAAGUUCCGGGAGAAUGUGGAGGACGUCUUCCGAGAGGCCGCCAAGGUGGCCCUCAGUGCUCUGAAGAAAGCACAACGGCAGAAACAACGGCGGCUCUGCCUGCUGCUGUGA
Cynocephalus volans (Philippine flying lemur) is the source of this 642-nucleotide messenger RNA. RefSeq names its product ras homolog family member F, filopodia associated (gene RHOF). Gene Ontology annotation, molecular function: GTP binding; GTPase activity; protein kinase binding. Lineage: Eukaryota; Metazoa; Chordata; Mammalia; Dermoptera; Cynocephalidae. Bases 1 to 642 code for a protein of 213 amino acids. Gene Ontology annotation, biological process: small GTPase-mediated signal transduction. The record is from RefSeq and is a predicted model, not a curated record. Gene Ontology annotation, cellular component: cytosol. The transcript has 5 exons.